Messenger RNA from Alternaria atra, 939 nucleotides. RefSeq lists its product as uncharacterized. The transcript has a single exon. Bases 1 to 939 code for a protein of 312 amino acids. NCBI's taxonomy places the organism in Eukaryota, Fungi, Ascomycota, Dothideomycetes, Pleosporales, Pleosporaceae. The record is from RefSeq and is a predicted model, not a curated record.
AUGUCUAAAUCUACCAUCGCAGUCUUCGGCGCCACGGGCAACCAAGGCAACUCUGUCGCAACCACCAUCCUAACUACCCCUUCCCUCUCCGCCAUGUACAACGUUCGCGCCCUUUCCCGCUCCACCACUUCUUCUAAGAUGUCUGAACUCCAAUCUCUCGGCGCAAAAGUCGUUCAAGCCGACAUGGACGACCCUUCCACCCUCCCCGCCGCCCUGGCAGGCUGCACGCACGUCUUCCUCGUAACAACAACCCAAUACACUGGUUCGACUCGCGAAGUGGAAACCCGUCAGGCAAAAGCGGUAUGCGAAGAAGCUAUCAAGCAAGGCGUCAAGUACAUAAUCUUCAGCUCCAUGUCGCGCCCCUUGAAAAUCUCAGACGGCAAAUUGAAGCACGUGGAGCACUUUGACUGUAAAGCUGAAAUCGAAGAGUACAUUCGCACUUUACCUGUUCAAAGCGCCUUUUUCGCUCCAGCGUCCUUCAUGCAGAAUUUGGAGGGGAGGAUGAGACCUUGUCCGAGCCCAGCAAACGACGGAACGUUUGUGCUGGCGGAUAUGCUACCGGGAAAUACGCCCGUGCCUUUCAUCGACAUCACCGAUACGGGGAAAUGGGUUGCGGCUGUCCUUUCCGAGCCAGACAAAUAUGCGGGCAAGUUCUUCGCUGCGGCUGCGGAUUUGUAUACGCCGGAUGAGAUAGCGGCGGUUAUAAGUAAGGUGACUGGGAAAACGGUUACGCAUGCUCAGCUUCCUGAUGAGGUCAUUAAGGGGUUUUUUCCCGAGGCGUUCAAGGAGCAGUUGUACGAGAUGUGGGUGUUGAACAGGGACUAUGGAUAUUUUGGGAAGGGGCAGAAAGAGGCGGUGCAGUGGGCUAGGGAGCAGGCGAUGGGGAAGAUUACUGAGUUGGAGGCGUUUUUGAGAAAGGUUGAGUUUAAGCUUGAGUGA